Molecule: messenger RNA, 2090 nt
Organism: Rosa rugosa (rugosa rose)
Lineage: Eukaryota; Viridiplantae; Streptophyta; Magnoliopsida; Rosales; Rosaceae
Exons: 8
Coding region: 15-1910 (631 amino acids)
Source: RefSeq, a predicted model, not a curated record
UGGUUGAGAUUGACAUGGAUGACUUGGGUGAGAACCAGCUUCCUAAUAUCGACCAACAACUCGCAAACUCAGCCAACCUUGCUAAGGAUGCGGAAGACGUCGGUGUACUUGGCCGAGAGGCAUUGCUUAACCACCAAAUACCUGUCCAGGUACGAGAAUCUCGAAGCGGUUCAACCCUGGAGUUGGCUCUUUUCAACCCAACUGAAUCAACUCCUUCUAUGUUCGGAAUGCUUACCUCUCCUCCUACUGAAGGGAUACCUCGAAGUGAUCAAGCUAUCGUUUGCGCCUCAUCGUCGGCUGAGCCUGUGGAACAAACAACAGGUGAUCCUGGUUUGGAGUUACUUCAGUUUCUCGAUACGCUAGAUAACAAUGCGAGCCCGGUAGAGGAAAAGCUUGAGACAAAUGAAACCAAGAAGGCACUUGAAUCGGUCAGACAGUUUUUGGGUUGUGAUACGAGAGCAGUAACCGAGACUAGUUUCCUUGCCUUCAAGGAGGCGGUUGAAGUACUUAUUUCAGCCAACCACUUAUCUCAAGUAGAAGCUUAUGAAGUUCAUGCCCUUUUGUCCCGUGCAAAUUUUAGUCUUUCUCCUUGCUUAGAAGCCCAAAAAGAGUUUGAAACCGGCGAGAAGUUGAUAAGUGAGUAUAAAGACAUUCGCCAGUCUACCGAUCUUGGCCAACUUCAUAAGUUGAAGACUUCUUUGGACGAGGGAAGGCAAAAAGUGCGUGAUUUGAAAAAGCAAUUGGUCGAAGCUGAAGAGCAAGUCAAAGUCACUUCGGCUGCCAUCCGAACCAUUGUUCCUCAACAAGAUCUACCUAGGUAUAGCUUGAUUUUGUCCUCGGUCAAGUCAUACAACAAGAAGAGAGGCAUCUUGAAGAGAAAGGUCGACCAAGGUAUGGAGGACUUGGAAAAGGGAGAUGGCCGUAUUGAUCACUCUUUGCCUCCUCCUGAGAGUUCCAUGGUUGAGAUUGACAUGGAUGACUUGGGUGAGAACCAGCUUCCUAAUAUCGACCAACAACUCGCAAACUCAGCCAACCUUGCUAAGGAUGCGGAAGACGUCGGUGUACUUGGCCGAGAGGCAUUGCUUAACCACCAAAUACCUGUCCAGGUACGAGAAUCUCGAAGCGGUUCAACCCUGGAGUUGGCUCUUUUCAACCCAACUGAAUCAACUCCUUCUAUGUUCGGAAUGCUUACCUCUCCUCCUACUGAAGGGAUACCUCGAAGUGAUCAAGCUAUCGUUUGCGCCUCAUCGUCGGCUGAGCCUGUGGAACAAACAACAGGUGAUCCUGGUUUGGAGUUACUUCAGUUUCUCGAUACGCUAGAUAACAAUGCGAGCCCGGUAGAGGAAAAGCUUGAGACAAAUGAAACCAAGAAGGCACUUGAAUCGGUCAGACAGUUUUUGGGUUGUGAUACGAGAGCAGUAACCGAGACUAGUUUCCUUGCCUUCAAGGAGGCGGUUGAAGUACUUAUUUCAGCCAACCACUUAUCUCAAGUAGAAGCUUAUGAAGUUCAUGCCCUUUUGUCCCGUGCAAAUUUUAGUCUUUCUCCUUGCUUAGAAGCCCAAAAAGAGUUUGAAACCGGCGAGAAGUUGAUAAGUGAGUAUAAAGACAUUCGCCAGUCUACCGAUCUUGGCCAACUUCAUAAGUUGAAGACUUCUUUGGACGAGGGAAGGCAAAAAGUGCGUGAUUUGAAAAAGCAAUUGGUCGAAGCUGAAGAGCAAGUCAAAGUCACUUCGGCUGCCAUCCGAACCAUUGUUCCUCAACAAGAUCUACCUAGGUAUAGCUUGAUUUUGUCCUCGGUCAAGUCAUACAACAAGAAGAGAGGCAUCUUGAAGAGAAAGGUCGACCAAGGUAUGGAGGACUUGGAAAAGGUUAGGGAAAUUCUUCGGUCUCUUCUACCCUCUGACAUGUAGUUAUAGGGGAAUAUGGUAUUCAUCUCGGCUUAUAUUUUGUACAUGGUCCUAGGACCAUAACUCAGCCGGUUGCCUUAAUUUUGUAGAGUCUGACCGACCUUAUUUGUAGGACUCACAUUCUAAUUUGCGUAUAUGACCGGUUGAUCAUUCGGCCGCUAUUUUGUCAAUAGAUUCAGCUUC